Pygocentrus nattereri (red-bellied piranha) is the source of this 1305-nucleotide messenger RNA. RefSeq names its product fibroblast growth factor binding protein 2b (gene fgfbp2b). Gene Ontology annotation, biological process: cell-cell signaling. Lineage: Eukaryota; Metazoa; Chordata; Actinopteri; Characiformes; Serrasalmidae. The transcript is spliced from 2 exons. The coding region runs from base 392 to 1192 and encodes 266 amino acids. The record is from RefSeq and is a predicted model, not a curated record. Gene Ontology annotation, molecular function: growth factor binding.
UUUAGACCACUGAGGGCCCUGUGUAGGUAACCAAACCCCAACCCUCUCCACACAUACGCACAAACACACGUCAGACAUCAAAACAAACAGGGGCACGCAAAACCAAAACACAUGCUACACAACUCUCAAAUUCAUCAUAUACACACUUGUGCAUUGGCUCACAAGGGACCAAUCCAGACUAAACCACACCUACACACUCUUGUUGCUCUGGAUUGUCACAAUCAGCUCUUGCAGGCGAGGUGGAGUGGGGAUACGAGCUUCGCAUGACUCAAAGGCCUCUUUGUUGGGACCGUGCUUAUAAACCCAACCCAUACCUCUAAGACCCUCUGCACAGUGCUCAGCUACUCUCUGUCCUGUCCACACCUCUGUUCAGUGACUUGCCUCCUACAUCAUGAGAGCAGCUUGCAGGGCCUCCAUCCUGCUGGCUUGUUGGGUUUGGGCUGUCCAUGCCCAAGCUCAGACUAGCCACAGCAUCAGUAAACAAGACAACAGCAACCAGGGCAACGUAACAACCAGCCAGUCAACCAGCAUCAAGCAGCACCAGCCGGAACCUCAACAAAGAAGCAGCAUCUUGGACGAGCCGAUCCGCUUCAGUACCAAAGCCCAAGAUGCUUGCACAAUGGUGAUCUCAGGCCAGGGAGACUUCACCAAGCUUCGGGUCUCCUGCAAGAACAAGGGCAAGUCCUACUGGUGCGACUAUCUGGGAAAGCCCAACCUGUGCCGGCCCUACAACAACAACCCACGCCACUACUUCACCCAGAUCAUGUGGGAGAUGCGAAAGAUCUCAAACGCCUGCCAGGGACUCCGGACGUACAAGCCCCAGAUGUGCCGCUCGGCCGUGGACGAAGCCCAGAUGGUGUUCCACAACUCUUGGCCCAAGACAUUCACCCCCCGGCCAGCCCAAGCUUCACAGGACCGUGUUCAGACCCAGCCGAAACAACCACAGCCUUCCAAGACUGGCGCCACCUCCAAGCCACCAACACCACCCAAAGUGCUUCCUAAGCCACAACAGCCUGCAAAACCAGUCAGCAAACCUGGUCCCAAACCCGUCCAACCUCGCAAACCCACCAAAAGCACUACACCAAAACCCACUGCGGAGGCAGAGAGCCGGGCAAACAAACUAGCAGAGGAGUACUGCUGGAGAAGCCUCCAAGGCAUCUGUGCCUACUUCAUUGGAUGGUUCCAGAACUAAGUAUCUACUUACACAGGCCUGCAGGAUAGGAGACCUUUUGAGUCUUUCAGACCACCAGCCAAGGCCGUCCCCCGGGACCUGGGCAACUGUGUGUGCGUGCAUAUGUAUGUUCG